Messenger RNA from Diorhabda carinulata, 4658 nucleotides. RefSeq lists its product as uncharacterized. The transcript has 2 exons. Lineage: Eukaryota; Metazoa; Arthropoda; Insecta; Coleoptera; Chrysomelidae. The coding region runs from base 1493 to 3034 and encodes 513 amino acids. The record is from RefSeq and is a predicted model, not a curated record.
UGUGUGUGUGUGUGUGUGUGUGUGUGUGUGUCUGUAUUAGCAGUUCUACCAAAAAAAUUCUACUUCUUAGUUCGAGUUUUAAAAAAAUUGGGAUGCACGCUUUUAAUUGUUUUAUAUUUUCACGCUAUGGUAUAUCAGAAACACGAAUAAAAUGAGCCCAUCAUCGAACAUUCUCCAAACACUCUUUUUUCUCGACGGAAAUGAUAAAAUUCAUGUCACCUAAAACAUGGUUGCAUGUGCUUUUUUGGCAUUUUAUUCAAAAUCGGAAAAGAGCAAGCGUUAAUCUGAGUUCAUAUUCAGAUUCUUCAUUAAAAAAUACGUCGAAAACAAUAUCUUGCUUAUUUUUUAGCUGCGGAAUUGCCCUCCAGAAACUGCAAAAGUAUAAAAAAAAACGUAAAGUAUAAGAAUUUCAAAGGUCGAUUUUCCGAAUUUUUGGCGUUUUUGUUAUUUCGCGGCUGGUAAUUGGAAACUCAGUAACGAUAAAUUAAUUCACCUUUCGGUUUGUCGAGCCCUGAGAGGGUCAAUUUUGUAGUUAAAAAUAAGUAAUAUGUGGUUUUCGAUGUAUUUUUCAACAGGGGAUCUGAAUAUGACUCAGAUUAACGCUUGCUUUUUUCGAUUUUGAGUAAAAUACAAAAUCAGCAUAAAAAGUCACGUUUUUUUCAACAAGAAGUUUAGCGCUUCGGCCGACAAAAGCAAGGUGUCCAGUGUAUCCCCGAUGAUGGGCACAGUUUUUUCUAAUUUCUGAUAUACUAUAGUAAGAUAAUAUGAAGAAAUUAGGAGCGUGCACCCUCUUUCACAGUUUUUUUAACUCAUGAUACAUGAUUUCAAUGCAGUAUAGUAUAGUAUAGUUUAUUCCGUGAAAAUGUACAGUGCUUAUUUAUACACUUUUUAAUUUUAGUUUCCUGCCACUUAUACAUGACAUGAUUUUAAUGCAUUUUUUCAUGUAAAAUAAAAUGGCGCGGUUAGUGCUAUGAUUGAACCCUUACACUUUAUCCAAAUUCAAGAACUUGUCCGAGUUACGCUCUUACGCCGCUAACCUCAUAACGCACCGUUGUUUUAUAAGGGUUUAAAUGAUUUUUAAAACUUUUAGAAUCUGACAUAUAGAAUCUGACGUUAACUCAAUUUCGAAAAAAUGGAGUUACACGGUUAUGCCAGGACGCCACGGAAUAAAUAACUUAGAAGAUCAAGAAAGAACCAUACAAACUGGAGUAAUAACUUGUACUAAAUUUAAGACAGUAGAAGAUUAUACCGAUGGAUUUUUCGAAGACAGCAGUCAAAUGGAAAAUACUACGUUACUAACGAUAGAUAUAAAUCACUAUAUUAAAGACUGGGCUAUUUUUUUCAAAUCGUUGUCAAUGGCAUCUAUUGGAGAAUUAGUUAUGUGCAAAACGCUGCCGGUAGCCAAACAUAUAUUAGAAUUACUUCUGACGGUAGCUUUGAGUGAUACGGACGGCAUGUUGGAAAAUAAGAAGAUAAGAAGGGAAACCCAGUUAUGUCAAGUACUGAAAUUGCUAAUAAAAAACUGAAUGCACGCAUUACUGGAAAAAAAGAUAUUUUUAAUGACUUUCUGGAUUACACUUAUCAUGAUUCCGAUUCAGAGUCUCACGAUCCCGAAAGCUCUUCGUCGAGUCUCUCUGAUGCAGAUGAAAGUGAUGCGGAAAAUCUUGUCGUCCUGAAUAGAUUGUCUAGAAGUAGAACCAAAAAACAAGCUGCAAUUGUUAAUCCAGCAUCGGCAAAAAAUAACGCUAUGGAAGCAGUGGGGUUUGGAUAUCAAAAAGAGAAUAGAAAAAAAUUAAAAAAAGGAAAAGGAGAUCACUUGAAUGCUUACGCAAACGAAUUCGUUGUCAAAAGACAUCUACCGAUGUGGUCAAAUAUUUUCAAUAGGAAGUUUGAAAGGACAAUUAUUAGACCUACUUCGUCAGCCUCUGUUGAAUGUGAAAUAAGAAAAGUAAAGCAUAAUGCUUUAAAUGGACAAUGCAAAACAUUAAGGAUUGAUCGAAGCGUAGAGCUUAUAAUAAAGUACUACGACGGAAAAUUGAGAAUAUUACCAGCUGAAAAUAAUGCUGCAUCUUCUGAUUCUGGUCCUGAAAACGAUUCAACUGUCGAUAGGGAGGCUGAAAUUCUUGACCUUGGUAAUAGCCCUAUUGAGGAAACUACUGAUGAAGGUCAUCAUUCGUAUGAUGAAGCUGCUUACAUUAGUACUGAAAAUGCUAAUAUUGACAAGAAUUCGGGCUCUAACCAUAUUCCAUCGCAAAAUGUAGAAUUGGAAAACGAAAUUGUAGAUGUUGGUCAAAAUAUUAACGACAAAGAAAACCAAGCCAUGCCAACUGUCAACAAAGCUGCACAAAACAUUCGAUCUCAAAGUGUGCACGAUGAAUCUGACAGAAUACAGUGUGAAGCUUGUCUUAAUGGUCACCAACCUCCAGGUGGGCAUAGUUGCCGUAUUUGUUUACGAAAAGUGCAUGCAAUUCAUAAUUGUUCAGUACCUUUAUCGUCUGAUUCGGAUAAUGAAGGAUACGGAAAACCACGUACUUGUUUACCGUGUUUGAGAAAAUCUGCAGCCAACAACACUGAUCAAAACAAUCAAGUUUCCUGUAAUAAUAAAAUUGUAAAAGGCAAUCGAGCCCUACCAUUGCGAGAUAUUUCCUAUGAAACACAGUGCAAAGCAUAUCGGAAUGGACCUAGCUCACAAGCUACUCGUCAGUGUCACAUUUGUUUACGUAAUGUUCAUAUUAUUCCUGAUUGCUCUUUACCCUUUUCAUCUAAUUCUGACUAUGGAGGCGAUGGGCAAUUGCGUAUCUGUAUAUCGUGCUCAAAAAAUCCAGACGUCGACAGACACAUCGCCAUGAAUGAGAUUGAAAAUCAUAAAGGGCAUGCUAUGAGAGACUUGCAAGAACAUCACAAACAAAGGGGUCAAAAAAACUUGUAUGUAUCAGUGAAAGCACUGAUAUAUGCGAACGAGAAUAACAGCUUUAAAAGUUUGUCUCUCUUAAAAAGAGGAUCUGACCCAAAUUUAUCUCUUGUAGUACUUUGAUGCAAUUUUGAUACAUUUGAUGCAUACUUCGAUGAAAAUGCAGCUUUGAAGGAUCCCACAAAAGUAUCGGUUUCGCUGAUAAAUACCUGUCCAAUAGACAGUGCUUUCAUGUUUAUUUAGUUGCUGGUAGCGAUUAUCCGUGGUUUGGAGAUCACCUUAAAAUGAAUUCAAAAGUAAACGAAAAAGGAGCUGACCAGGUAGAUGAUUUGUUUAAGCAAUGCUUGUAAAUACACUUUCAUUUGGAACAAUUACGGCGAAAACGUACAAACUAAGAGCAAUACUAAUGAUAGCUUUUAAAAAUAUCGAGCUAAUUGAUACGGCACAAGUAGAUUGCUCUUGUGAUAUUGGGGAUUUGAUCCAACGUUUGAAAACAAAUAGUCUAAGUCUCAAAAUACAAAAGUCGUGCCACAAUAAAUGCAAUCCUAUCGAGGAUAUUGCAAAUAUAAUUGUCAACAUUUCUAUAUUCAAAAAUAAAUAACUUUUGGAAAAUCAGCUACAAAUGUUGAUUGAAGGAAGCCAGCCAUGUUCCAACCCGCAAUGUGGAUACCUAGAAACAAAGACCGCAGUGGUGGGUGAGUUUAAUAUCAAUCGAUUGUAUUUUCUUCAGUUUUUCUAAACGACAAAAAAAUUAAAUUGCGAAUUUUUUUUAAAUUUGAUUUUUUCAGGACCGUUAAUCACUUUAGAGCUUUACAGCAUGAACAUUGAAUAUUUACAUAUAAAAUUGUCGUCUAUACCUAAAAAUUUGUAAAACAACGGUAAUUAUUAUCUCCUGGUUGGCUUUAUAAACUUCUACGGAAACGACAUUCCAAAUAAUCCUAAUGAAAUCUCAUUAUACAUCAAUCUAUUAUCGACGUAAUAGUUGGAAUACGAUGACCAGGCCGAGAAACCUAAAUUUUUAAAACAGAGCCUAAUCGUAGAGCCAAAAAUUGUUUUUACAUACACCAAGAGGGUUUUUCAAAUCAUGAGAUAGCUAGGCGUUUUAAUAUGGCGCGAACUUCAAUAAGGCGGGUAGUGGCCCUUUUUCAAUAAACUGGUAGCGUUGCACGAAGGCCGGUGUCUGAUCGACCUAGAGUGAUUUCAGAUAGGGAAGAUCAGUAUAUGGUUAAUUUUACUCGAAGAAACCGAAGAAUAACGGUAACAGCCCUUCGAAGUCAUUUUUUGCAUACCUACCGAAGAGUAAUUUCGAGAAGUACCAUAAGAAGGAGGUUACAUUCUUUAAAUCUCAGGGCAGGAAGACCUUUAAGGGUACCUAGACUUCUACCUCGGCAUAGAGCUGAAUGGCGCAACGUUUUAUUUUCUGACGAGUCACGAUUUGGCCUACAGAGUGAUAGUCUCCGGGAAAGAAUUUGGCCAUCGAAAAUAUAAUUGGGGCAGUCAUUCGGAUUAGUGCGGUCGCGAAUAUCACGUAUAGUGCGAAAAAUUUCCAACUUCGUACUUCAGUACAGCAGAUCUACGUGUUUAACGAGGAAUUAAAUAUUUUUUAUUAAUGAAUCAGUGGCGUAGUCGCUCAUCGUUUUUCUGUGUUUACAAUGACAUGUGAAAUUUUAUCAACAUUAUUUAUUUUAAUAUUGAAAAGUAAAAAUAGAAAGAUUAAUUCUUCAUGUAAUAUAGAUGUAAAUGAGAA